Molecule: messenger RNA, 2209 nt
Organism: Cuscuta campestris
Lineage: Eukaryota; Viridiplantae; Streptophyta; Magnoliopsida; Solanales; Convolvulaceae
Source: the annotation of a GenBank genome assembly
CCACUUUUAGAGAGAGAAAGUAGGAUUCUUUGUCGUCGCUAGUCUUCCCGCUGCCGUCCUCGUUCGUUCUCCGGCUCCGUACUAGAUUAGUCUUCUUCGGCCUUGCUCUUCCAUGUCUUCCCAAUCCUCAGUCUUUCGUCGGUCCGAGUCCGAGCGCGAUGCCGAGGGUUCCGUCACAGGCUCCGCCCAGGAGAGCGACUCCUGCUCACCCUCCGUUGAGGAGAUAGUCGAGGCGGUUGAGAUCUCUCUUCAGUCAGAGCCUCGCAAUCAGAGGCGCACUACCCUGGAGGACUCGGGGAUCCGAGCGCGGAAGUGCACCCUCACAGUAGAGGAAUUUCGCAAGGCGAAGCGCCUAGCCUCAGCGCCGGGUUUCUUCGCUGUCCACCUCAAAUCCCUCGAGUAUGGGUUUCGCUUCUCCCUCCAUCAGUUGGUCAUAGAUUUUUUCCACCAUUUUGAUUUUCUCCCUUGCCAAGUCGUGCCAAAAUCCCAUCGUUACUUGGUGGGGUUCCUUAUCCGUUGCCAAAGGACUGGGGUUCGCCCCGAUCUGGCUCGCUUCUUGUUGCUCUUCCGGUUGGCGAAGUCGUCUGGUCGGGCCAACUCCGACUCGGGUUCGUACGCCUCUAUCUUCCAGAGGCAGGAGAAGCUCUUCAAGACGAGGAAGGACUCCGCCAAGAGUUGGAAGGGGAAGUUCAUCUUCAUUUCUCUCUCCUCGGGCUCCCCCUUUCGUAAAGAACCCCUCAAUUCAUUUCGCCUCCGUUCCGCGUGCGUCACCUCAGACAAGAUGCUCGAGGACGUAGAGACGCUCUGCCAAGGGGGGCCCUUCGAAGUCGGCUCGGUAGUGACAAACGAGGCGCUAGCGGCACUCGGCUUCGUCUUCCUAUCCCCGGAAGACACCCCGCGGAGCAUCGAAGAAGGCCCCUCAGGUGAAAUCAUGCUCUCCAGCGCCGAGCGGAUGAAGCUCAUGUUCCCGGACGCUCUGAGCGGCAACUCCCAAGCUCAUACCUCAGGCGGCCGUCCCCCGACUCCACCCGUGAAGCCGACACCCGAGACGGCGCAGAAGAAGAAGAGGAAGGAAACGGCCUUGGCCGCCGACGCUCUGCAGGGGUCCGAGUCCCCCAUGAUGAAGGACUUCGGCCAUCCUAAAUACGUCAAGGCAGCCUUCCCCACUCGGGUCUCCUUCCUAGAUCGGGACUACGACCCGGAGACCUUCCUGUGCAGCUUCACUCCUCCAACUGAUCGCGCCAAGAUAAAAGAUAUCGACCGGGAGACUCUGGCCUCGGAUACUUUCCACGAGCUGGGCUCGGCGAUGAUGCGCAUGGUCGACAUGAGCCAGCGGCUGCGUGCCAGUGAGGAUGACCGGAGCAGGGCUUAUGUUGAGAUAGCCGACCUUAAUGAGGCGUUGAAGGCGGCCAAAGAGCAAGCUCGCCAGGCCGAGGAGCGGGCUCAGCAACUCGCGGAGGAGGCUGCUCGCAAGGCGCGCCAGGAGGCUCGCGAUCAGGCCGUGGCCGAGUUCAUAUCCUCAGGGGUGUUCCAGGAUGAGGCCUUCGCCCACAUGAAUGAUCUACUCAAGGCCUGGGGGCAGACUCCCGAGAGGAAAGCCUUUGCUCGCUCCGAAGGGACAUCAUGUGAGAUGCGAGGAGAGACGUUCUCCUUCGGAAGCUACUCCCUCGGGGGAUCUUCUGCCAUUCCGACCGAUUCGGGGCCGAGCUCGACCCCGCCGCCCUUUCUGCGGGACUCUUGGGACUCGGACUCUGAGUCCGAGUCGGUGCACCCCGAUCCUUAUGCCAAGAUCCCGGGGUUCAUCUACUAUUUGUCGGAGGAGGAUGAGAAGACCCCAUCUCCGCCGGUUCCGCCGGUCUGACGUGAGGUCGUCACUCCCCCGGUUCCUGCCGGUCGCUGUGGCCGAGGUCGCCGCCCUCCAGCUCCUCCCGUAGCGGUUCCAAGCGAGAGCUCAGUGGCAUCCCACCAUCCGAGCCUGUGCUCCUUUGAAGACCCAGGCUCGCCCAGCUAUGGCGAGUCUAUCGGGCACUUCGUCAUCAGUCGGGCUCAUUCACCUUCCUACCCCCCACCUUGCCCGUGCGAGCGGGGGUGGAAUUGUGGCAUGCACUGAAGUCUACUCGUACUUUAGUUGUAAGGUGUUUAAUUAUUGUGAGGCGUUUGUGCCAUGUACUUGCCCGUUUUCCGGGAUGAAUAAAAUUUGGAUUUGAUU